CCCGGCGCCCUAGUCUUGGCGGGGUGUGGAGCUGUCACAGCGUCUCGGGGCCCAGUGGCGGCGGCCCUGGGGAGGGGCGCGGUCGGUCCACGGCGGCCUUCCGCGGCCUUGGCAGCGGGGUUAGGCCGCUGCUCAAGGGGUCCGGCGCAGGCCACCAGGGCGGGCUAACGGGAACCGUGAGUCCCGCACUAAAUUGGAGCCGACUCGGCACUGGAGGCAUCGGCGGGAAAUGGCGGACGAGGCCUUGUUUUUGCUUCUCCAUAACGAGAUGGUGUCCGGAGUGUACAAGUCCGCCGAGCAGGGGGAAGUGGAAAAUGGACGAUGUAUUACUAAGCUGGAAAACAUGGGGUUUCGAGUGGGACAAGGAUUGAUAGAAAGGUUUACGAAAGAUACUGCAAGGUUCAAGGAUGAAUUAGACAUCAUGAAGUUCAUAUGUAAAGAUUUUUGGACUACAGUAUUCAAGAAACAAAUUGAUAAUCUAAGGACAAAUCAUCAGGGCAUAUAUGUGCUUCAGGACAACAAAUUUCGACUGCUUACUCAGCUCUCUGCGGGAAAACAGUAUUUAGAACAUGCAUCAAAGUAUCUAGCAUUUACAUGUGGCUUAAUCAGAGGUGGCUUGUCAAACUUGGGAAUAAAAAGUAUUGUAACAGCUGAAGUAUCUUCAAUGCCUGCCUGCAAAUUCCAGGUGAUGAUACAGAAGCUGUAGAGUGAAGUGAAACACGAGCGAGGCUGCUCCUGUGCAAAGUAUUGCCAGUGCUGCUCUCUGCUCACUGUUGGCGGUCUGUGCUGGAGCAGAGGGCUUACCUCACCAAUAAGGUCCUUUCACCAUGACGUAAACUAGCUGAACUGUUUGACUAAUGUCAGUGAACUCGACGCCAAGAUGUACAGCUCUUUAUUUUAAACAUCUUUAUUUCGUAGUGUUAUAUGUAUUUAACCAUAGAUUGAGAAGUGAAACUCAGGGUGUGUUGAAUUGCUGUAUAGGAAAAUAUGUACCAAUCAGAAUAGUUUCUAUUCAAAUGACCAAAAUUUGUUAAAGUAUAAAUGUGUUUUAGUUAUUUAAAAAAAGAAACCACUAUGCUAAAUUAAGCUUAAUUUUUAUUGUAUGUUUAUAAUUUAUUUCUGUCGAGAAUUUGUAUGCCUAUAUAAGGAUUUCAUUUAUACAUUGUAUGUUUAUAUGUAUAUAUAAAUACAUAUGUUACUGUCUAAAUUGUUUGAAGACUUAAUUUUACUUUAAUAGAUUUCAGUCUUUGAGCCCGCCACCGAUUAAUCGAAGUGAAAUGUAGAUUAGCUUGGUAACUGUAGCACUAGAGAAUAUUAGGUAUGUUGGAAGUAAUUUUUAUACUUACUCCUGCUCACAUUAUUCCUUUAAAAAUAUUUCAUUUUAGUUUUUAUGUGUGUGUAUCAAUUUUCCUAUCUGUUCUGUUGGUGAAACUUAGGUUGAUCCCAUAACUUAGUGCUUGAUAUCAAGUUGACAAAAAAAUCCAACCAGCUCAUCUCUUCUACAAAUGCUAGGAAAGUAAUACCCAUAUGCAAAAGAGUGAAACCGGAUCGUUAGACUAAAAAUACACUCAGGAAUCAACUUGUGUGGAUCAAUAUAAAAUACUUGAGACUCCAGUGAUUAUUCAAAAGUAGACUCACUGGUUGUGGUGGUGCAUGCCGGUAGGAUUUGCUAAAGGAGGCUGAGGCAGGAGGAUCACAAGUUCAAGGCCA
Microtus oregoni (creeping vole) is the source of this 1710-nucleotide messenger RNA. It is a transcript of the gene Trappc6b, whose product is annotated as trafficking protein particle complex subunit 6B. The record is from RefSeq and is a predicted model, not a curated record. Gene Ontology annotation, biological process: regulation of GTPase activity; endoplasmic reticulum to Golgi vesicle-mediated transport. Gene Ontology annotation, cellular component: trans-Golgi network; TRAPP complex; cis-Golgi network. The transcript is spliced from 6 exons. NCBI's taxonomy places the organism in Eukaryota, Metazoa, Chordata, Mammalia, Rodentia, Cricetidae. Bases 230 to 706 code for a protein of 158 amino acids.